AUGGUCACAGUCCUCCUGCUGAAGCUCCACGCGUUCCCCCUUCCCACUGGCCUCCAGGUGACGCGGAGCAACGGCAACCUGGAUGGCAGUUACCACCUCCACCAUAGGAUUCCACAGCGGCCCAGACCAAAACAAGAUGGACUCCCAGCGGCUCCGCUACACGCUACACCUGCCUCUCAGCUGACGCAGACCAACGGCGGCCUACCUAGUCCACAGAAGGAUGGAGUCCCAGUCCCUGUUCCUGACAUCCAGUAUCCGGAAGAGAGAAGAGUUGCUGUUGCCCAGUCCAGGACCCAGCCCUUGCCUUUCCAGCACAGCCUACCCCUGGACUCUGCCUACCAGUACCACACUCCUGCUGGGUCUACUGGUGGUUCUGGGAACCCUGAGCACCACCACCACCACCACCACCACUACCAGGCCAGCUCUGGCCUCUCCUCCAGUCACAGCCACAGCAGCCUCCCCCUACCCCCAUCACUGGACUCCAGGGAUGAGUGGACCCAGGGCUCCCCUAGAGAGGAGUGGGCCAGCGAUGAAACCCUCAGCUACCGGGACCUGAACUACCCAGGUGAGCAGCAGAGGGUCAAAGUGUACGAGAUUCUCCGCCGUGGCCAGGAGGCCCAAAUGCUCUCUCAGAUGCACCGCGCUGAGAGGAGAGUCCCCUGGCCUCACCAUCACUCCACCGGUUACCUUGACGACAAGGCGGACAGAGUAUCGUCAUGGCACCACUCCACAGGUAAUCUCCAUGAUGACGACGGGUCCGAGUCCAUUGAGUCCACCUCUCUUCCUGGUUCAGACCCCGAGCCGUUCCUCCGACCCCCUGUUCGGCGAAUCAGCAGCCGGUUCCGCAGCCGUAUGUGCCGCAGCCUCGGAGCCGACCUGGACCAACUGUUCCCGGAGGACGUCGUCUCGGCACGGCACAACCGCCUCCUCCUCCUCUCCUCCAACCUCAGCAUCAGCCACUCCUUCUCCACCCCCACCUCACGCACAACCAGCUACAGAGACCUGAGGCGGGAGAUGCACUCCAGGGCUUCCAGUAACAAGAGCCUGAACGGAGCCUCCAACUCUGGCGGCCAUGACAGCGCCUACUUCCACCGCCACAAUCUGGUCCCCCUGGAGGCCAAGGAACAUGACUGGCUGGUGAAGGGCGCCGCUGGGACCUGGACCGACAUCUACACCCUCUUCAGAGAUGAACCCAGCCUCCUCGCCAAGAGAGACUUCAUCACUGGUUAUACCAUCCUGCACUGGAUCGCUAAACAUGGAGACCACCGGGUCCUCAACACACUCUGGUACGGAGUCAACAAAGCCGGGUUGAAACUGGACGUGGAUACUAAGACCACCUGUGGCUACACGCCUCUUCACCUGGCCGCCAUCCACGGGAACAAGAAGAUGAUCCGGCUGCUUGUUUAUAAGUUCAGGGCCAACGUGGCCCUCAGGGAUACCAGUGGGAAGAAGGCCUGGCAGUAUCUGGGCCAGACUGGACCCAAGGACCUGCUACAGAUGCUAGGGGCCCCUCACUGCUAG
Messenger RNA from Coregonus sp. 'balchen', 1521 nucleotides. NCBI's taxonomy places the organism in Eukaryota, Metazoa, Chordata, Actinopteri, Salmoniformes, Salmonidae. The record is from the annotation of a GenBank genome assembly.